AUGGCAAGUCUCUUCCUCGGGUUUGUCGAAGAGCCCGCUCCCAUGGAUCCAAUUCUCAGACCCUCUAACUCGAGUCCUACCAUCCAAGGACACCUUGAGCUUAUCGAAGACUGGUGCAAAAAGUGGAGGACAAGGCUGAAUGUACACAUUGAGAAAACAGUCUUGCAAUCCGUUGUACAUCAACAACAAAGAGGUGUCUUCCAUUCAAGUCAAAUAAUUAGGUACCUAGACAACUGGCUGACACGGAAUCCCCAAGUGCGGCAAGAAGCAGUGCAGCAAGCGUUGGCCGCGAUGCAGGGGAGGCCGAAGCCCUCACUGCCGAUGCCGUCGAAAAGGACUUCCGUCAUGGCCAAGAGCCCGGAUAGAGACAGACACGAUUCCGCAUCGAGCUCCGACGAGGACAGCGUCGGCGGAGAUGCACAAAGCACCCCCGAAAGAGAGAGGGUGAGAGCUCCUGCACCCCUCCCGCCGCACAGCGACACCAGCAGCACAGGAUCCGCUAGAGAAACUCCUCCACAAAUUCAUAGGCAUACGAGACUACCAAACGGUGGCUCCGGUCAGACUGUUUGGGAAGAUCGAAAUGACCACAGAGAAGAGAGGAGCAGGGAGAAGCACAGAGAGAGAGACAGGCACAAACAAGAAAUAACAGACUUGGCUGAUGUCAUGCACAAUCUCAGGCCUUAUUCCCAACCUCCAGAUGUCACUCACAAUACUGGUCAAGCUCGAAGAAUAACGCCAGCUGAUCGAGUUAAUAGAUACAAUAGAUCGAGGCAAUCCUCAGAUGACGGAAUGGGCACUGUAACUGGUACAGGGAGGUGGAAAGUUUCGGCUAAAAUCCAACAGCUUCUAAAUACCCUAAAACGUCCUAAAAGAAGACCUCUUCCUGAGUUCUAUGAAGAUGAUGACAUAGAACUGGAAAUCGCUGCAAAUCCUAAGGAUCCGAACGCACCGAAACCAGAGGGAGCGACCAUGACACCUGCAAUCGGAGAUCAGCUUGUGGUGCCUUCUGGACUUCCAAGGAACCUAGAAGCUGCAAUUCAAAGAUACGGUUUAUCUACUUACAAAGCACCAGUCGCUACGGUUUUAGAUCCAAACGGAAAACUUAGCAUUACUCUCACUUACGGAAAACUGCUCAGCCGAUCGCAAAAGAUUGCCUACACGCUUUUGACUAAAAAUUUCAGUAAAGGAAGUGAUACUUGCUCUUUGAAAUGUGGUGACAGGAUAGCACUAGUCUACCCAAAUAAUGACCCCAUAAAUUUUAUGUGUGCCUUCUAUGGGUGUAUGUUUGCCGGAAUCGUUCCUGUCCCUAUUGAAGUGCCGCUUACCAGACGUGAUGCGGGAUCACAGCAAAUAGGCUUUCUUCUCGGCUCGUGCGGCGUUCAAGUGGCUCUUACGAGCGAGGCAUGCCUUAAAGGAAUACCGAAAACUGCAGCUGGCGAAGUAGUGGCGUUUAAGGGUUGGCCGAAACUUCACUGGUUUGUAACAGAACACUUGGCUAAAACACCAAAAGACUGGACACCGACACCGAGGCUGACUGAUGAUAAUCCAGCUUAUAUAGAGUACAGUACUGACCGCGACGGCUCUGUAAUGGGUGUCACAGUCGCAAGAGCAGCGAUGCUAUCACACUGCCGAAUGCUCACCAUGUCCUGUAAUUACACAGAAGGUGAAAACAUGGUUUGUGUGCUCGAUUUCAAAAGAGAAACCGGUCUCUGGCACAGCAUACUCACAAGCGUUCUCAACGGGAUGCAUGUUGUUUUCAUACCUUAUGCUUUAAUGAAAGUCAAUCCGGCAUCGUGGAUGCAGAUGAUUACAAAAUAUCGAGCGAGUGUUGCUGUCGUUAAAUCGAGAGAUUUACACUGGGGUCUUUUAGCAACAAAAGACCAUAAAGACAUCAGUCUUUCUUCACUGAGAUUGUUACUCGUCGGCGAUGGUGCUAACCCAUGGUCUUUGUCAUCCUGUGAUCAAUUCCUGACUGUUUUUCAAUCAAAAGGACUCAGAACGGAUGCAGUAUGUCCUUCGGCAUCAUCCACUGAGUGUUUAACUGUUUCCAUUAGAAGACCUGGGCGUGCUGGAGUGAAUGCAACAGGACGAGGAGUUCUGUCGAUGUCAGGCUUGAGCUACGGAGUCGUCAGAGUGGACCAGGAAAAUUCACUGACGUCCUUAACACUCCAAGACUGCGGCCAAGUUAUGCCAGGAUCGUGCAUCGUCGUGGUCAAAAUGGAAGGGACGUCGUAUCUUUGUAAGACUGACGAAGUCGGUGAAAUCUGCGUGAAUUCACCUGCGACGGGAAGCCAGUACUGGGGUCUCACUGGCGUCAGCAACAACACCUUCAGAGUUUCACCUCUGCUUCCGGACGGCUCUGCUCUCUCUGACGCUGAGUACGUCCGCAGCGGGUUGUUAGGUUUUCUCGGCCCGGGUGGACUUGUCUUCGUAUGUGGCUCAAGGGACGGUCUCAUGACUGUAACCGGAAGAAAGCACAACGCAGACGACAUCAUCGCUACAGUACUUGCAGUCGAACCUAUGAAAUUUAUUUAUAGAGGUCGCAUUGCCGUCUUUAGCAUGCGAGUCCUGAGGGAUGAAAGAAUCUGCGUUAUUGCCGAACAAAGACCAGAUUGUAGUGAAGAAGAGAGCUUUCAGUGGAUGUCGAGGGUCCUUCAGGCUGUUGAUUCCAUUCAUCAAGUCGGACUGUAUUGCCUAGCGUUAGUUCCGCCCAACUAUUUACCCAAGACUCCGUUGGGAGGGAUCCACUUGUCGGAGUCGAAAAGGAGAUUUUUAGAAGGAACUCUGCACCCGGCUAACGUUCUUCUUUGUCCGCACACGUGCGUCACCAACUUGCCAAAGCCCAGGGAGGUCCACCUAGAUGAAUACUUUAAAACCGCCCAAUAUGUUAACCAAAUUGGUGAAGAUCAAGAUGUAGGUCCUGCCUCAGUAAUGGUAGGAAACAUAGUACAAGGAAACCGUCUCGCUUCCGCCAUGGGAAGAGAUAUGGGAAUGGUCGAUGAAGAAUCAGACACAGCAAGAAAGUACCAGUUCAUAUCGGAGAUAUUGCGUUGGCGUGCGAUCUCGACAGCCGAGCACGUUAUUUUUACACUGCUCAACUCUAAAGGAGGUGUAGCGGGCGUCAUGACGUGUCAACAAUUGCACAAAAGAGCCGAAAGGGUCGGCUCGCUUCUUCUGGAAAGGGCGAAAAUCAACACGGGUGACCAUGUCGCACUCAUCUUCCCGCCUGGGAUCGAUCUCAUUUGUGCAUUCUACGGUUGCCUUUAUGUUGGUGCUGUCCCUGUUACUAUUAGGCCCCCUCACCCGCAAAAUCUACAAACUACUCUACCCACAGUGAGAAUGAUUGUAGACGUUAGCAAAUCGGUUCUAGUCUUGUCUAACCAGAAUGUUAUUAAACUUCUUCGCUCUAAGGAGGCGAGUAAUGUUAUUGACAUUAAAUCUUGGCCUGUGAUCCUCGACACUGACGAUAUGCCUAAGAAAAAAUUAACGGCGAUGUACAGGGCGCCGACUGCUGAAAUGCUCGCAUACCUUGACUUCAGUGUAAGCACAACGGGGAUGUUGGCUGGAAUUAAGAUGUCACACGCAGCAGUCACUUCUCUCUGUAGAUCGAUGAAGCUUGCUUGUGAACUCUAUCCUUCACGACACAUCGCCCUCUGCCUUGAUCCAUAUUGUGGUCUUGGAUUCGCUCUGUGGUGUUUAAGCAGCGUUUAUUCCGGACAUCAUACUAUCUUGAUUCCUCCGUCUGAAGUGGAAGUAAACCCCGCCUUGUGGCUUUCGGCAGUGAGCCAGUACAGAGUGCGAGAUACGUUCUGCUCUUACGGCGUAAUGGAGCUGUGUACGAAGGGACUCGGUUCGUCAGUCAACACUCUUAAAGCACGCGGCGUUUCCUUGGCGUGUGUGAGGACAUGCGUGGUCGUCGCUGAAGAAAGGCCGAGGAUCAAUCUGACUUCGAGUUUCUCGAAAUUGUUCUCCGCCCUCGGCCUCAGCCCAAGGGCCGUUUCGACAAGCUUCGGUUGUAGAGUCAAUGUCGCUAUUUGUUUACAGGGAGCGUCUAGCCCUGAGCCGUCGUCUGUUUUCGUCGACCUUCGAGCUUUGAGGAACGAUAGAGUUACUCUUGUCGAAAGAGGUUCUCCACACUCGUUAUGCCUUCUUGAAUCCGGUAAACUUCUCCCAGGAGUUAAAGUCAUAAUAGCAAACCCCGAAACCAAAGGACAGUGUGGGGAUUCACAUCUUGGAGAAAUAUGGGUUCAAUCUCCACACAACGCCAGUGGUUAUUUUUCAAUUUAUGGCGAUGAAAGUGAAUACAAUGAGCAUUUUAACGCUCGAUUGGUUACCGGUAAUACAGGGGAAGUUUACGCUCGCACCGGUUACCUCGGAUUCUUAAGAAGGACGGAAAACCUCAACACCACUUCUGCAAACGCUCCGAUAUUGAGUGAAGUCACCGACCUCACUUCUCUUCACGAUCUCUCCGCUUUGAACCGCAAUCCCGUUGUUGACACAUCAGAACUUCAUGAUGCAGUUUUUGUCGUCGGAGCACUCGAUGAGACAAUCAUGCUCCGUGGUAUGCGAUAUCAUCCAAUAGAUAUUGAAAAUAGUGUGAUGAGGUGCCAUAAAAAAAUAGCCGAAUG
Messenger RNA from Cimex lectularius (bed bug), 4628 nucleotides. It is a transcript of the gene DIP2, whose product is annotated as disco-interacting protein 2. The annotation marks the transcript as partial. The transcript has 26 exons. The record is from RefSeq and is a predicted model, not a curated record. Lineage: Eukaryota; Metazoa; Arthropoda; Insecta; Hemiptera; Cimicidae.